Vespula pensylvanica (western yellowjacket) is the source of this 3157-nucleotide messenger RNA. RefSeq names its product aurora kinase C-like. Gene Ontology annotation, biological process: regulation of cytokinesis; protein phosphorylation; mitotic spindle organization. Gene Ontology annotation, cellular component: spindle microtubule; chromosome passenger complex; spindle midzone. Lineage: Eukaryota; Metazoa; Arthropoda; Insecta; Hymenoptera; Vespidae. Gene Ontology annotation, molecular function: protein kinase activity; ATP binding. Bases 428 to 1636 code for a protein of 402 amino acids. The record is from RefSeq and is a predicted model, not a curated record. The transcript has 5 exons.
GAGUUUCGAGCAAGCUUUGCUGAUAUCAUACACUCGUUUUCUUAUCUAUAGAGAUACUUGUUUAUAUUCAAUGCUUGUAAUCUCUCGACCAAUCAGAAGAGAAAACUGAAAGUACGUUACUUUGAAACUAUUUGAAAGAUUUAAAACGUCCACAGAAGCAUUUCUAAGCUAUGGAAGGUUGGAUCGUGACCAAGAAUUUGUGAAUAUCGUGAUGCAAACAGCUGAAUAAGUGUUUAAGUUAAUUAAUAGUAGAGACAUUGGAAACGUUGUUUAAUUAGUUGGACUGGUGUUUAUCAUAAAAUAUUUGUUUUGAUAUUAUCACGUUGUUUUAAAAGUGUUUACCUUCUGUACGAGUUUCAUUUUAAUCCGUAGGAUAUUCCGUUUUAUUUUGAUAAUUUAUUGUUUUAUUAAGUACUAGUUUCUAAGAAUGCUGAAAGGAAAAGAAAAUAUUGUUCAAGCUAAUACGACUGCUUCUCAAUUUGAUGCCAAAUUACAAGUUAAUAAUUUCAAACAAUUGAGGAUUGUAAACAAAAACUCUUUAUUAGCGAACGUUAAUAAUCAAGGAAGUAAAAAAAACGAGACUAGGGUCGUACAAAAUGGUAAAACCGAUUCAACUAACUGUACAACGAAGAAUAAUCAAAAUAAUUUUUCGAAACAAUUGCCUAAAGCAGCAUUGCCUUCUUCAUCUAAGUCAACGGAAUUAAAGACUCAAGAUAACUGUAAUAAUGCUUCCAAUAAUGACAAAAAGGAUGUUGUGACUAUAGAAAAUACAGAAGAGAAUGAUAUGAAUAAUAAAAAGAGCAAAAAGAAAUGGGUAUUAACGGAUUUUGAUAUCGGACGUCCUCUAGGCAAAGGAAAAUUCGGAAACGUCUAUCUCGCUAGAGAAAAAAAGUCGAAAUUUAUUAUAGCCAUGAAGGUACUUUUUAAAGCGCAAAUACAAAAGCAAGGAGUUGAAGAUCAAGUUAUGUUAUAUCAAGUGCAAAGGGAAAUUGAAAUACAAACUCAUUUAAGACAUCCUAAUAUCUUACGUAUGUAUGGUUACUUCCACGAUGAAAAAAGAGUAUAUUUGAUAUUGGAAUAUGCUCCAAAGGGUGAAUUGUAUAAAGAGUUGAAUGCACAGCCUGACAAACGUUUUGACGAAGUUAGAACGGCUACGUAUAUGUCGCAAUUAGCAGAUGCAUUAAAAUAUUGUCAUAGUAAAAAAGUAAUACAUCGCGAUAUAAAACCGGAAAAUUUAUUGCUUGGUCUAAAAGGUGAAUUAAAAAUGGCUGAUUUUGGUUGGUCCGUUCAUGCACCUUCGUCGAGACGAGAAACUUUAUGCGGUACUCUUGAUUAUUUACCACCGGAAAUGGUAAUGGGAAAGACGUAUAAUCACACUGUAGACUUAUGGAGCGUUGGAGUACUAUGUUACGAAUGUUUAGUCGGUUCUCCACCGUUUCUUGCACCAACUUACGAAGAAACGUAUGUUAGAAUUAAGAAAGCUCAGUAUAAAUUCCCUGAUUUUGUUAGCGAAGGCGCAAGGGACUUAAUUUCGAAGUUACUAAUCGUAAAUCCAGAUAAAAGACUGCCAUUGGAAGAUGUUUUAACACAUCCUUGGAUUAUGAAAAAUCGCACAACGGAACCUCAUGUGCAGUGAUAAAUAUUAUAUUAUUUUUAUCUUCUAGACUGUCGCUAUAUUUAAUAAUUUAGUAAAUGACGGUUGGUUUUUCGUGACAUAACAAAUGGAUUCCUGUAGGUGAUUUUAUGAUAGAAUUUUAUAAUUUAACAAAAACAAAUAGAUCACAUUAUUCCAUUUUAUUCGAUAAUUUUUGAACUAUAUAUAAUGCAAUAUCUUUCAAUGAUUUAAUUUCACAAAAAUUACUAAUCGAACUUGGUAUUAUUAUUAUCGGAAUUAUAUGGAUAAGAUGUUACAAAAUAAAGAUUUCGAUGCAGCAUCAAUUUAUUCGCUAGAUAUGUCGUCAACUAAUCGGAAUUAUAAAAUCUGUUUGAUUACAUGAGAAAGGUAGAAGGAAAAACAGAAUUUAUAAUUAUUUUCUCUAGAAAUAAAAACAACUUAUAUUCGGUUACAGGAGACGUUCAAUUAAUAAAAAUAAAUCGUGUUCGUUUGUAAAUAUUAUAAAUCGUCUCAUUAAUUUAUGCUAGUAGAAAUUCUAAACUAAUAAAACUUUGUUUUGGCAAAUGUUACGCAAUUAAAGUAAUGGAUCAGUUAUCAUAUUUAAAAUAUCAGUUAUCCAAAUUAAAUAUGGUGUAUUUUAAUACAUGUAAAAUAUACCAUUUGUUUAUAGAUAACAUAAAAUUUAUUUAUGUUUACAAAAACGGUGAUACAGAUAAUGUUCUCCGAGAUAGAUAUCCGAACAUUAUCGUUAUAUUCUAUCUUAUGUCUUAAACGUCUUUAUCAUUUAAUAUUAACAUCGGAAUAAAAAAAGGAUAUAUAAUUUGUAAACAUCGAAACUUAAAAAUCCUAACAUAUAUAAUUCCUAUAACGUAAAAAUAUUAUCUUACACAAUUAUUUGUUAUUUCUAAUGUUCUUAGAAAUUCUGAUAAAACUUCAAUAAUGGAAGAGAAGUGCCAUAUUAAAAGAUUCUUAAUUAGUUCGCCUCAUGUUUCCAUUGGUUCCAUAAUUACAUCCACUAUUGGCGUUUCUAACGGUGUAUCCAUAGGCGUGACUUCAGAAUCUUUUCUAACUGAAUAUAGCUUUCUUAAUUUUUCAUAGUGUUUGAUCUCCUGAACAUUUUUAGAAUACGGUUUUUAGGAAUGACAUUUAAUAAAGAGAAAAAAUAAAGAAAACGACAAAAAUUAUAUGGAAUUUCUAACUAAUACUUUUCAAAACGCAUUUAAUUGAUUAUUUGUUUAUUAUUAGAUAAUUGUCAGAUCGAUUACUUACUUUUUCAUGAACCGAUGGUCGAACUUUAUCGAACGCAUUAGCGAUAUGUCGCAUACAGAUCUCUGGUUGUCCGUGAUACUGUGUCAUUAAUUCUUUCAACGCUUCUAUUCCUGCUUCUCUGAUCAAAGAAGCCAAAUCGGCACCAGUGAAACCAUCGCAUUUUUCGUUAUAUCCUACUUCUCCCAAAUUUAUAUCUGCGGCUAAUUUUGGUUUUGUACCGUUCUGUUAAAACGUUCAUCGAUUAUAAUAAAUUGUAAUAUUUUAUAAAAUUUA